Molecule: messenger RNA, 2931 nt
Organism: Pyricularia oryzae 70-15
Lineage: Eukaryota; Fungi; Ascomycota; Sordariomycetes; Magnaporthales; Pyriculariaceae
Product: 3-isopropylmalate dehydratase
Exons: 4
Coding region: 313-2649 (778 amino acids)
Biological process (GO): L-leucine biosynthetic process
Cellular component (GO): 3-isopropylmalate dehydratase complex
Molecular function (GO): 3-isopropylmalate dehydratase activity; 4 iron, 4 sulfur cluster binding
Source: RefSeq, a predicted model, not a curated record
CCGGCACUCCGAUUAUCGGCCAUUUGAAUCUGCGACGACAGCAAGUUCAAAAAAGAACAUUUCAAGACAAAAAGAGCUACCGUCUUUCUAACUUCCCCUCCUAACCUAUCUUCGCCCGUUCGUCUGAAUUCAAUCAUUUUUUAUUGUUGAUUGCUUUGUGUGAUCCUGCCACUUUCCUACACGAACAAAACCCGGCGACCAUAUUGACCUACCGGCUUCUUCUCCAACUACAUCUGUCUUGACCCUAUUUUGUUUGCGUGGUGUCAAUCAUUCGUGAUACCGACUUUCAGUCCUUUCCAGAUUCCAAAAAAAAUGCCUGGAGCAGAAAGCACUCCGCAGACCUUGUACGACAAGGUUCUGCAAGCACACGUGGUCGAUGAGAAGCUCGACGGCACAGUCCUCUUGUACAUCGACCGCCACCUUGUACAUGAGGUCACAUCACCUCAAGCAUUCGAGGGCCUCAGGAAUGCAGGCCGUAAAGUGCGGAGACCCGACUGCACCUUGGCCACCACAGACCAUAACGUCCCCACGACUUCACGGAAAGCUCUCAAGGACAUUGCCAGCUUCAUCAAAGAGGACGACUCAAGGACCCAAUGUGUGACUCUGGAGGAAAAUGUCAAGGAGUUUGGCGUCACAUAUUUUGGCCUCAGCGACAAGCGCCAGGGUAUUGUGCACGUCAUUGGCCCUGAGCAAGGCUUCACGCUCCCCGGAACAACGGUUGUGUGUGGAGACAGUCACACGUCUACCCAUGGCGCCUUUGGAGCCCUUGCCUUUGGUAUCGGUACCAGCGAGGUUGAGCACGUGCUGGCCACUCAGUGCUUGAUCACCAAGAGGAGCAAGAACAUGAGGAUACAAGUCGACGGCGAGCUGGCUCCUGGUGUCAGCUCCAAGGAUGUCGUGCUUCAUGCAAUCGGUAUCAUUGGUACCGCUGGAGGCACCGGGGCUGUCAUCGAGUUCUGUGGUUCCGUCAUCCGCAGCCUCAGCAUGGAGGCCCGCAUGUCAAUCUGCAACAUGUCCAUCGAGGGAGGUGCCAGGGCUGGCAUGGUAGCCCCUGACGAGAUCACCUUCGAAUACCUCAAGGGCCGCCCGCUCGCUCCGAAGUACGACUCGCCCGAGUGGCACAAGGCUACCCAAUACUGGAAGAACCUUCAGUCCGACCCAGGUGCCAAAUACGAUAUUGAUGUCUUUAUUGACGCCAAAGACAUUGUACCAACCUUGACAUGGGGCACAAGUCCCGAGGAUGUUGUUCCGAUCACCGGCGUUGUUCCUGAUCCUGAGACGUUUGCUACCGAAGCGAAGAAGGCGGACGGGCGACGCAUGCUGCAGUACAUGGGACUGAAGGCGGGUACUCCCAUGGAGGACAUUCCGGUCGACAAAGUCUUCAUCGGCUCCUGCACCAAUUCCAGGAUUGAGGAUCUCCGUGCUGCUGCCGCGGUCGUAAAGGGCCGGAAAAAAGCACCCAAUGUUAAGAGCGCCAUGGUGGUGCCGGGAUCGGGCUUGGUCAAGACUCAAGCUGAGGAGGAAGGCCUGGACAAGAUUUUUGAGGAGGCCGGCUUUGAAUGGCGCGAGGCUGGCUGCAGUAUGUGCCUUGGCAUGAACCCAGAUAUUCUCGCUCCCCAGGAGCGUUGUGCCAGUACCAGCAACCGCAACUUCGAGGGUCGCCAGGGUGCAGGCGGCCGCACUCAUCUCAUGUCCCCAGUCAUGGCUGCUGCUGCUGGUAUCGUCGGUAAGCUUGCAGAUGUGAGAAAGUUGACCGAUUACAAGGCCAGCCCUCACAUUGCAGCUUACCAGAAAUCGACAGUGACAAAGCCCCAUGUGGAUGAGCGGAUCAACCAAGAUGCGCAUGAGAAAGAUAUCAUUGCUGAUAUUCCUGAGGACAACAACGGCCCUCACACCAACACCUCUGCCAGUGUUGGCACUUCAGCAGGGCUUCCCAAGUUCACCAUUCUCAAGGGUAUAGCGGCUCCGCUGGAGAAGGCUAAUGUUGACACCGACGCCAUCAUUCCCAAACAAUUUCUCAAGACAAUCAAGAGGACAGGCCUUGGAAAUGCUCUGUUCUAUGAGAUGAGGUUCAAUGAGGACGGCACUGAGAAGAGCGACUUUGUUCUCAACAAGGAGCCGUACCGGAAAGCCAGUAUUCUGGUUUGCACGGGUGCCAACUUUGGAUGUGGGAGCUCUCGUGAGCAUGCGCCAUGGGCUCUCAACGAUUUUGGCAUCAGGAGCGUCAUUGCCCCGUCGUUCGCAGAUAUAUUCUUCAACAACUCCUUCAAGAACGGCAUGCUGCCGAUCCCUAUCAAGGACCAGGCUCAGAUCGAGGCCAUCGCCGCCGAAGCCAGGGCGGGCAAGGAAAUCGAAGUUGACCUCCCAAACCAGCUGAUCAAGAACGCAACCGGCGAGACGAUCUGCACUUUCGAGGUGGAGGAGUUUAGGAAGCACUGCUUGGUCAAUGGUCUCGAUGAUAUCGGCUUGACCAUGCAGAUGGAAGACAAGAUCGCCGAGUUCGAGGCCAAGAUGACCAGGGAGACUCCCUGGCUCGACGGAACUGGCUACCUCAAGCGAAAGGGUCAAGGUGGUAAGCUCGCAGCCAAGGCUGUGCCCGUGCCUACCACCAACAGGGGCGAGGAGAAGAAGGAGCCGCUUGAGUGGUGACGGCUUCCUAAACGAAGUGUUGUCGAAAACGAAAGGCGUUAAUCGGUUCAACUGGUGAAAAACUAUUAUUCGGUUGGGAUUUAUGAAAUAACCCUGCGAAAGGGACUCUCGUUGAGCUUGCGAUUAUUGUACUGCGAUAUCAGUGUGGGAAAUUUUCUGCGUCAGACUUUACUGUAAUGCUCUUCUUCUUCAAGAAAGAUCUUAGUGUUUUGAUUUUCUACAAUGAGACGACCAAUACACAAACCGCCUGGUAAUUAAAAGACCUAGGGUGCUCAUGACGCA